Molecule: messenger RNA, 678 nt
Organism: Ustilago hordei
Lineage: Eukaryota; Fungi; Basidiomycota; Ustilaginomycetes; Ustilaginales; Ustilaginaceae
Exons: 1
Coding region: 1-678 (225 amino acids)
Biological process (GO): late endosome to vacuole transport via multivesicular body sorting pathway; vesicle budding from membrane
Cellular component (GO): ESCRT III complex; cytoplasmic side of plasma membrane; multivesicular body
Source: RefSeq, a predicted model, not a curated record
AUGUCGGGCUGGCUAAACUACUUUGGCAAGAAGGACAACAAGAACUCGGCAAGAGAUGCGAUAGUUGGCUUGCGGCAACAGCUGCUCAUGCUCGAGAAGAAGGAGGAGCAUCUCAACCAAAAAAUCGAUGACGAACUCAAAAAAGCAAAAGCCAAUGUCACAACAAACAAGCGAGCGGCGCAAGCGGCUCUGCGGCAAAAGAAGGCGUACGAAAAUGAACUCGAUCGUAUCGCAGGCACAAGGAUGACGCUCGAGACCCAAGUCAACGCCAUCGAGAGCGCCAACAUGAACCUCGAGACCAUGAGCGCUAUGCGCAAGGGUGCCGACGCGCUCAAGACCAUCCACGGCAGCUUGAACAUCGACAAGGUCGACUCGACAAUGGACUCGAUCCGCGAACAGAUGGACUUGACCAACGAGAUCUCGGAUGCUAUCUCGAACCCGGUGGGUAUGGGCCACGAUAUCGAUGAGGACGAGCUGAAGAACGAAUUGGACGAGUUGGAGCAGGACGAACUCAACGAGCGAUUGGUGGGCGCCGAUUCGGUGCCUUUGCACACUCCUGCGGUAGCGAGUUCGGCAGGGCCAUCUCGUGUUUCGAAUGGACCCGAAAGGAAGCAAGCCGUGGUGGAAGAUGAUGAUGAUGCCGAGCUGCGUGCGUUGCAGGCUGAGCUUGCUAUGUAG